Molecule: messenger RNA, 3703 nt
Organism: Alligator sinensis (Chinese alligator)
Lineage: Eukaryota; Metazoa; Chordata; Crocodylia; Alligatoridae
Gene: NDRG4
Product: NDRG family member 4
Exons: 17
Coding region: 123-1334 (403 amino acids)
Biological process (GO): brain development; positive regulation of ERK1 and ERK2 cascade; signal transduction
Cellular component (GO): cytoplasm
Source: RefSeq, a predicted model, not a curated record
UGAGCCUGCCUCUGAGGACUGUGCCCAUCUCUCCCCAGUGGAUUUAUCCUGCCUGUCUCUUUUCAAGAGCUUUUCUUUCUCUCUUGCCAUUGGCACCCAUUCUGGAGAGGAUACAGAGCAGAAUGAAGGUUCUGGGACAUAAAAUAGAAUUAUUAACAGGGCUUUUGCUCCAGGAAGUGACCAUGGCAGGUCUGCAUGAGCUGCGAUUCACCGAGGAGAAGCCGCUGCUGCGUGGGCAGGACACUGAGCUGGAGAACUCGGAUGCCUUCCUUUCAGCAGUGGACACAGACUGGAAGGAGCAUGAUAUUGAGACCCCAUAUGGGUUGCUUCAUGUGGUUAUUCGGGGGUCCCCAAAAGGAAAUCGCCCAGCCAUCCUGACCUACCAUGAUGUUGGACUCAACCAUAAGCUGUGCUUCAACACCUUCUUCAACUAUGAGGACAUGCUGGAGAUCACCAAGCACUUUGUGGUGUGUCACGUGGAUGCACCAGGACAGCAGGCUGGAGCAUCUCAGUUCCCACAGGGGUACCAGUAUCCAUCCAUGGACCAGUUGGCUGCCAUGUUGCCUAGUGUGGUUCAGCAUUUUGGGUUCAAGUAUGUGAUCGGAAUCGGCGUGGGGGCAGGAGCCUACGUUCUGGCCAAGUUUGCUCUGAUCUUCCCAGACCUGGUUGAAGGGCUUGUCCUGAUGAACAUUGACCCCAAUGGCAAAGGCUGGAUUGACUGGGCGGCCACCAAGCUGUCUGGCCUAACCAGCUCUCUGCCUGACACUGUACUAUCGCAUCUCUUCAGCCAGGAAGAGCUGGUGAACAACACAGAGCUGGUGCAGAGCUAUCGGCAGCAGAUCAGCAGUGUGGUGAACCAGUACAACCUGCAGCUGUUCUGGAACAUGUACAACGGCCGCAGAGAUCUGGACAUUAACCGGCCUGGGACUGUCCCCAAUGCCAAAACACUCCGCUGUCCUGUGAUGCUGGUGGUGGGAGACAACGCACCUGCUGAAGAUGGGGUGGUGGAGUGUAACUCUAAGCUGGACCCAACCAAUACGACUUUCCUGAAGAUGGCUGACUCCGGUGGGCUCCCACAGGUCACACAGCCUGGAAAACUGACCGAAGCCUUUAAGUACUUCCUGCAAGGGAUGGGCUACAUUGCUUACUUGAAGGACCGGAGGCUGAGUGGAGGAGCAGUGCCCUCAGCCAGCAUGACUCGCCUGGCCCGCUCCCGCACUGCCUCCCUCACCAGCGCCAGCUCGGUGGAUGGCGCCCGCCCACGGGCCUGCACCCAUUCGGAGAGCAGUGAGGCCAUGGGGCAGAUCAACCACACCAUGGAAGUAUCAUGUUGAGGCUUUCGGUACUGGCACCGUCUCUGCCUCCCCUCCCUCCUCCACUGGAGCCAUUUAGCAUUGUUCUGCAUCAAGUUGCCAUCCCAACUGCCAUCCCGCGCAGCGUCUGAUGGUCCCUCUGUCAGGGUUCCCUUCCCUUUGUUGCUGGUUUCUUUUUUUUAUUUCUUCAUUUUAAUCUGUCAGGAAAAAAACCCCGGGGGUGAGGGAAAGCAUCACUCGAACACCGACAGCACAGACCAUCCCUAGCAGUAGCUGUGACAUUGACCCAGUGAAGUUACCGUGUUGUCAGUCAAGCAGUGACGAAUCUCUCAAUGGGCUGGUACAUAGGUUUCUUCCAUGCAAUUGGCUUGGGAGCUGUGGCAGACAUGGGCUUUAUUUCCCCUUUCCCCUGCGUACUUCACUGGUAGAAGCUGAAGGUGGAAAUGGGACAGCCAAGUGUCCCAAAAUGAGGUGGUUGUGGGUUCUGCGCUGCUGCUUAUGGGCCUUAAAGGCUGGAUUCCCUAAGCAAAGGCUGCAGUUGGGAAAGGACAUGGAGCCUGCAGGCUGAGAUGCGGCAUGAUACCCCACGUCCACGUGCCAACUGUCACUGAGGGGCCUAUCCCAAUUCAGUCUUGCCCAGUGAGGGAGUGGGGGAUACAACGAUCUGUCAGGGGUCCUGUUUUCUUAGUUAAACAUCAAAUUAAGUACUUCAAGGGCCGCUCCCAGUCACAACCAUCUUGUGCUUUCUGAUCACCCUCCCUGAGGGGAGUUGACCAGAACCAUCUAAAAGCAUGCACCUCUAUUGCUUGAGCUAAAAGACUGUCCAACUUAAUCUACUCUGGUACUGGCCAGCAUCUUGACUUCUUGAUAUUAAAUAGCUCCAUGUUAAAGGCCAGGCAACUCUUGAACUGCUACUCCAGUCACUAGAGGGAGACCAGAACCCAUACCACAGAAACAUGGCUUCCCUCCCCAUGUUACUGUGUGGCUGGAUGAAGGCACCCAUGGGAUCAGGGGCCAAUUUCAACGAGCACUGGAAACAUGUCUGUAGGCUGGGACCAGUCCAAGAGGGCAGAUUUGAGCAGGCUCAUCCUGGGUGCAUCUGCUCAAACUUCGCUUAUUUGCUCACUGUUCUGUGCACUUAAGACCAUGAAGGGAGGUGACUGGCAUGUGUGAGGGGACAGCCCACCCCAGGCAGGCUGCUGCCUUGGUGUCACUGGGAUUUCGUCUUAAUCCCACUGAAAAUGUUUGCCGGCCAGCGCAAAAUAACCUGGUACAGAUGGACCUCAAAAGCAUGUACUAGGAACCCUGCCCAUCCAGAACAGGAAGUUGAAUUGUUUAAAGCAGGAAGUGACAUGUCAGGAGGAUGGGGCAUUAGCCCCUUCCCUACAACCCCACCCAAAAAAUGCUAGGGGUUGAGCUCUAUAGAAGCCUGUAAUCAUGAAAAUAGCAAUAUGUCACUGAAUAGAGAACUUGAGGUGCACUUGGAGACCCAUUCCCAACGGCCGAGGGCUGCCAGGAAAGGGUCAGUCCCCUUCCAGUUCCAACAAACUGGAGGAGGCCCCAGCUGUACCAAUAGCUCUGGAUGUAGCGUGGGAAUGAGCAAGCCCUGGGUAUAAGCCCCUGCUGGAAACACAGCCAGGCCCGGGGCUCCCAAGGGACCAUGGCCACUCCUAAGCUUGGGUUGCCUUGUCUGUGGCUCACUCCUGCCUCUCCCCACAUCCUCCUAAUGAGUGUUUCGCAAGAAGGACAAUCAAUGACAGCAACCAAAAACAGACUCCCCUGGUCCCUAGGCUCAGCCUUACUGCCUGCCCCCCCAUACAGAGCAGAGGGUCUGGCUGGGUGGGUGGCAGAGCAGGAAGGCUCUGCUGAGGCCAGAAGCUGGAGAGGACUGUGAUGUGGGGACUGAUCAUGGCACUUUCCACAAUGGGGGCUCCCAGGAUUCCUCUCUCACUCUGUGGGGUGGCUGCAGCUUGGCCAGACACUCCUGGGGGAGGCCUUGUGGUUCUGUGUGCUUGAAUCUAUGACACCUGGUGAUGGUCACAUCUAUGGCCCUAACACUGGAACAGCACGGUCAGACAGCUUUUGGGCUGCUGCUGGUACAGCACAACAAGGUGCCCUGUGUGGCCGAGACCUGUAGGCAGGAAGCAGGGGAAAUAAUUAACAAUGCCUGAGGGUGGGGGGGGCUUACAUCCUCUGUGGCAUCUUGCAGACCUCAUUGAUGGCUUGUUCUCAUGCUCACCUUGCCAUAGGGCGGGGGAACAAGCUUGCAGGUGGCCAAUUGCAUGAAGCCAGCAGGCCAGGACUGUACAUGAAGCAGAUGGCCAUUUCGAGGCCUGGGGUCCAUCGCAGAAACAUCUGCAUGGGGUCCCUUGCGGAACCAACCCAAAGCG